GAAGAGGAAGCUUUGGUGCUGUCCGUCCCACUCAGUUUCCAGACUGUGGGCUCUAGACCGUUCUGGCAGUCUGCUGAGCUGUGUGGCCAAACAGAGUGUUCCUGGACGUGCUGCUGUCCUGCAUCGCGGUCUCUGUGCCAAGACCCUGACCACCACAUGACCCAGGUAGGGGCUUCGCAGCCGCUGCCCCGCGUUGUCAAGCACAAGCCCAGCUCAAUUGUGUUCUCAGACAAGAGCAAAGCAGCACAGCACCAUGACCUUAUCAGGUCUGAAUGCAGACCCUUCAACAACGAGGGUUCAGAUGGAGAGGCAUCCAAAGAUAACAGUGGUGACAACGAAGACGAGGACGUUUACGGUGUUUCUCUUGAACUGCAAAGACAGUUCCUCAUCAGCCACAACCGGAGAGACAAAAACAAAGCCAGAAAAGUGGGGCCUUCACACGCUUCUCUGAAAACAGUCCAGGCCUCCAGCAGCACCAUGGCCAAAGACGAGGGCGUCACAGUCAGCGGUGAAAAGGUCCAGUCUAGAGAGUCUGUAACUCUGCUGAUUAGGAAGUUUGAUCAGCUUUGCCUGCACAUCCAGGAAGCAUCACUCUCUGGUUCCUUUGCUUGGGACAAGCCCUGCCAUACCUCAGCAGAAGUCUGGGACAUGCCCUCUGAUUCAGACGGAGUCUUUCCCAACUACAGUCCCAACGACCAUCUGGGGCUUAAGAUGAACACUAGAACAGGAGAAAUCGAAGCAAAGGAGGCAUGUGAUUGGCUGAGGGCAGCAGGAUUCCCACAGUAUGCCCAACUCUAUGAGGAUUCCCAGUUUCCCAUUGACAUAUCUGCUGUCAAAAAGGACCAUGACUUCCUCGACAAAGAUCUGGUGGAGCCCCUGUGCCGGCGGCUCAACACUUUGAACAAGUGUGCCUCCAUGAAACUGGACGUGGGCUUCCCCAAGAAAAGAAGCGAGGACUCGGAUGAGGACGACCUGCUGGCCAUCAGCAGCAGAUGGACAUUUGAGCGGAGCAGCCGCCGCUGGUCUCGGAUGCGGGACAUCGACUUAAUCCUGGGGGGAGCAGAUGGGAGGAGCCCCUCACAGGGUCCCGGCCUACGGACAACAGUGAGCAGCGAGAGCGUCCUGACCGACCUGAGCGAGCCGGAGAUCUGCUCCCUGCACAGCGAAGACUCUCUGUCCAUCAUGCCUGACUCCAUCUCCCUCGCCCACCUGAGCAUGCCCCGAGACCUGCCUCACUACGGUUCACUCCCUGCCAAAAGCGGCCGGCGUGGGCGCACACGUGCCAAGGACUUCCUACGGCGGAUGGAGACGCUGGGGCGCUCGUGGGGGCCCUCGCUAGGGCGUCCAGAGCGCCGAUCAAUAGCUAUCAGUGGGCCAGUCCUGCAGAGUCAGCCAGACGCUCUCAAAACACUGCGCUGUGUCCCAAUAGUCAAUGGAGAACCAUUAAGUCCUGAAAAGUCUCCAACUGCUGGCAGUUGCUCACCCAUGCUGGCAAGCAGUGAAGAGACUAGCCAGUCAGAGCCCGGUGGCAGCACUGGGACCGAACCCAAGGAGUGUGUGCCCAAGCUCCACAGUGCCAGCAAGCGGGCUGGGGUAUACCUGGAUGAUCUGGAUGUGCUGUCUGGGGUCCCACAAAGGAGGAGGCCUGUAGAGCAGAGUCGGAGGAACGAGUUUCGCUCCUAUGAGGACCUGGUGGUGCACAUCCCAAAGGACCACAAGCCAGGCACCUUCCCCAAGGCACUGUCCAUUGAGAGCCUGUACCCUGCAAGUGGAGACACUGGGAACUGGAGAGUUCAGGAGCCAGAACGGCUACGGCAACCAAGGGCUGGGAAGGGCACAGGCCCGAGAGAGCAGCGCCCUGUGACUCGCUGCUGCCCACGGGGCAGCCGGAUCAGCGUGUACGACAACGUGCCAGGUUCGCACUUAUAUGCCAGCACUGGAGACCUAAUGGACUUGGAGAAGGAGGAUCUCUUCCCACACUUAGAUGACAUCCUGCAACAUGUGAAUGGCCUGCAGCAAGUCGUGGAUCACUGGACCAAAAAUGUCCUGCCUGAAGGUGAAUGCGAAGGUGAUGGGGGGAUGACGGAUGCUCAGUCGUCUAGUCAGAUCACGCUGGAUUUCGAAGGGACCUCGUUGACCACACCCAGUGAUGGCGACAGGGACGGUGUGUCUCUGAAUGAUACAGACACUUCCAGCACCAGAGAGCGGCGGGACUCGGGAGUGGGGGCAUCACUGACACGACCUCGCCUCAGGUGGCCCAGCUUCCGGAUGUCCAAUCGCCUCAGCCAAUCAGGAGCUUCGUUACAAAUCUCCAGCCAAUCGGCAGGCCAACUCAGCCUGUUGCAGAAGUUCUCAUUGCUGCGAUUGACAGCUAUCAUGGAGAAAUAUUCUAUGUCCAACAAACAUGGCUGGACCUGGUCAGUGCCAAAGUUCAUGAAGCGAAUGAAGGGGCCAGAGUACAGGGAUAAGAGCGUGUUUGCAGUGCCUCUCAUUGUGCAUGUGCAGCGCUACGGCCAGCCUCUGCCUCUCUGCUUGCAGCUGGCGCUGCGCUACCUCCGGAGCCAAUGCCUCGACCAGGUGGGGCUUUUCCGAAAGUCCGGAGUCAAGUCCCGGAUCCAGGCCUUGAGGCAGAUGUGUGAGAGCUCUCCGGAGAGCGUGGAUUACGAGGAUCAGUGUGCGUACGAUGUGGCGGAUAUGGUGAAGCAGUUCUUCAGAGAUCUUCCUGAGCCACUGCUCACCAGCAAGAUGGGGGAGACCUUCCUCCAUAUUUACCAGUAUGUUCCUAAGGAGCAGCGCUUGCAGGCAGUGCAGGCAGCCAUCAUGCUGAUGGCAGAUGAGAACCGAGAGGUCCUGCAGACCCUGCUCUGCUUCCUGAGUGAUGUCACAUCGUCUGUAGAGGAGAACCAGAUGACCCCGAUGAACCUGGCUGUGUGCCUGGCUCCUUCGCUCUUCCAUCUCAACAUUAUGAAGAAUGACAACCUGUCACCGAGGUCUAUCCAGAGGAAGUAUGCCACCGGACGGCCCGACCAAAAGGACCUCAACGAGAAUCUUGCUGCCACCCAAGGACUUACUCAUAUGAUCACUGAGUGCAACCGACUGUUUGAGGUUCCUCAGGAGAUGCUCACUCAGUCCAGAAAUUCCUACAUGGAUGCUGAACUGCUGGCGCCUCCACUGGACGAGCUGUGCAAACAGCAACAGCAGCUGGAGGAAGAUGAUGAGGAAGGCGAGGAGGAAGGCUCCUAUCGCUGCAACUUGGAGGGGCUGAUCCAGAACCUGCUGAAGGAGGCCAGGGACAAGUCCAAGUGCUGGGUGAGCCGACCCAACAUCGACAACACCGAGCUGUCGUUCAAAAAGCUGGGCGAUGGAACCCCACUGCGGCGAUGGCGUGUCUCAGUUGAAGUGGAGGCUCCCCCGUAUGUGGUGCUGAACCGGGUGCUGCGAGAGCGCCACCUGUGGGACAGUGAACUCCUGCAGGGGAAAGUUCUGGAAACACUGGACAAGCAGACUGAGGUGUACCAGUACUCCCUCAACAGCAUGGCCCCUCACCCCAGCAGAGACUUCGUGGUGCUCAGGACGUGGCGGACAGACAUGCUGAAGGGGGUGUGUGUAUUAGUGUCUGUUUCCAUUGACCAUGAGGACAGCACGCCUGUGGGAGGAGUUCGGGGCGUAGUUCUGGAGUCACAGUACCUGCUGGAACCAUGUGGGUCCGGCAAGUCCAGACUCACACAUAUCUGCAGAGUGGACCUCAAGGGAAAGUCACCUGAGUGGUAUAACAAAGCCUUUGGUCACCUGUGUGCUGCCGAAGUGGCCCGCAUUCGCAACUCCUUCCAACCGCUGGAUGCCGAAGGCCCUGAGACCAAAAUCUAAGCCUGGCUUUGGAGAAGGGCUUGGGGGGAUCAGGGUGUGGGGUCAAACUUGGGACCACAGUCCACAGUUAGGCCAAAGAUCAGGGGCUGGACCAGCGCCAACGUGACUAUGGUUGGACCAGAGGACUUUGGAUACUGUAACGAAGUGUAAAGUGGUGGGAAUAGUAAGUGGAGAGAGUUGCGGAGGGUGAAGUAGGACGAAGCUUAAAGAGAACGAUGGGACGUUUUUGCAGCAAUACUCAGACUCAGAAUACUUUCGGAAUACAGAAACAUUAAUGCUGUACAGCCCCGAUUUCUAACCAUCACGACUUGUUGUACAGUAUGUUCCGUCACUUGGGUGCUUGGCUUGUUGUAUAUCUGGUUAGUCCAAACUCCAAAACUUCACUGCCAGUUCCAGAGCGUCCCUGGUUGGUGGAUGUUUUGAUGUAGAGCAGAAUUGGGAAAUGAAGGUGAGAGAAAGUGAGAGAGGCUCUGCGGCGGUCAUUCAGCUUUGCGUGAAGAAGCAGUCGAUGUGAAAAGGCCUUCUGGUCUAGUCUAGUCUUCUUAGCUGUGCUUUGAGCCUGCGUUCACAGACAGUACUGUACUAACUCCUGCAGGUAGUGCUAAAGAGGGCCGUGGCGUGAGGUCUUCGACGAGCGCUGCACACAGCAAUAUUUUCAUGAAGACGUCACUUCAGCCCAGCUGUUGUAGAGCGGUCCAUUUCACAUUUGGUGUUGCGUUUAGGCCCCACUCGCUGUUGCGCUUCCCACCUGGCUGUUAGUUUCAGAGACAAUACAAGUACCAACCACGAGUCGUUAGAUUUCCUGAGUGGGACUGGGCCGCAGAGAGCCACCCAUAGGUUUAUAUAGACGUACUUUCAGUCCAGGUGUGCAUAACAUGAGAAUAAACAUUAGAUUAUGGCCAUACAUUUAAAGCAACAUGAAGUGAAAUGAUUAUUAUUAUUAUUAUUAUUAUUAUUAUUAUUAUUAUUGUUGUUGUUGUUGUUGUUGUGUCAGUGUCAUGCUAUACAAUGUCUAGGACAUUAAUCCAUUCCACAGCUUCUAAGAAGCAUAUCUGUAAUCAUUUUUACACACAACACUGUAUAUCUAGAACAAACUGUGUCAGUGUACAUAUUUGCAUGUGUAUAUGUGUAUAUAUGCAUAUUUUACAGUAUAUUUUGUACAUAAGUGAUGCUUUUAGGCAGAUUUACCUGCUUCUUCUGCUCAUAACGUUUUUUUCAUGUCAUAUUAAUAAUGUUAAAAACAAUGCAAUACCAAAAACGUAAGCUGGUGUCUCCAUGCGUCCCCAGUGCUGAGCGAGUGGGAACAGCGUGUGUGAGUUUGACGUGAGCUCCGUGGAGACGAGCGUCAUGGCUCCAGAAACUAGUUUCAGAGCUCUAGAGCGGAGGACAGGGUCUCAACGUUGCUUUGUAAGGAGAAUGAAUAAAACCUCAUUGGAAUACA
Molecule: messenger RNA, 5308 nt
Organism: Pygocentrus nattereri (red-bellied piranha)
Lineage: Eukaryota; Metazoa; Chordata; Actinopteri; Characiformes; Serrasalmidae
Gene: stard13a
Product: StAR-related lipid transfer (START) domain containing 13a
Exons: 16
Coding region: 157-3867 (1236 amino acids)
Biological process (GO): signal transduction; actin cytoskeleton organization; regulation of Rho protein signal transduction
Molecular function (GO): GTPase activator activity; lipid binding; protein binding
Source: RefSeq, a predicted model, not a curated record